GGUACAUCUUAUGCCAAAUGUUCUUUACUACAAGUUUUAUUUUAAAAAAGUCAGUGAUAGCUGUUACUCCACAACCAGUGCCUUUGUUUGUCUGAAAUGGGCAGAUUUCUGUCAACUCAAUGGACCCAGCAAUGGGUCUCCUGGAGUCACAAAAAUGGGUGAUAGAGGGAAAGGAGGUCACAGAUGAUCUUUUCCUACUUGGGGCCACGUGGAUAGAAGAACAGGAGCCUCCUGAGGGGUUGUGAUGUUUGAGAACUCAUCUUGGGGGAAGAGGGAAGUACCAGAGAGAAUCUUGGCCAAAGAGGUAUUUAUUCAUACCUUGUCUUUUUUCUAGAGUUAGAAUACAAAAAGUAUAUUCUACCAGAUAAAAAUUAUUACGGGGCCCACAAAAAGGCAGAGGGAAGAAUUGAGGGGUGUGAAGGAGGCCAGAAUUACUGUUCCAGACACACAGCGCUCCUCUUCUGGUCUGGCCUCAUCCCAGGGGAGAUUAUUUGGACUGCGUGUGCAGGGCAGGCUGGUGGUCUCUCAGGCAAAGCUCCAGAACUGCGAUUUCUCCCCAGGAGCUUCUGGUGGACAUGGAGGGGCAGCCGAUGUGAGGCUGUUCUCCCUGGUGUGUUUCUGGAGUUCCACCAGUGAACGCCGAGCCCUCCGGUGAGAGCCUAGGAUCCUGGAAGACCAUGGUCUAAACACACAGUCAUUCCAUCCGCACACUGAGGGCUUCCCCAGGCUGGAGCCAGAAUCUCCUCAAAAGAUAUUUUGGGUCUACUCCGCCAAGCCCAGUGAAGCCCCUCAUCAGAAAACCCAGCUGCACAAAGUUUAGUCUGAUGACUCAGGUUCAGAGCUAAAGCUCAUGAGAAAGGAAGGGGUUCACCUAAGAGCUCUCAAGGGAGCUCUGAGCUUUGCCACCAAUUUCUUUCAUGUGUUCCCAUCAAAUUGGUUCUUUGCGGGAGGAUGAGGCCUCUGCCUGGUUUCUGAAGGGAGGAGGUGAGUGUCUGCCAUGGCACUCUGGGCCAGAGGGGACUGGCUUGCCGGGGCAAUGCACCCCGAGGGGAAGGAGGGAGGGGAACUCUGGUUCCAGGCCAGGUAACAGCAUUUCUCACACCUGUGACAAGACAGGUACAGGAUCUCAGGAUCACAGGCUGUCAGGGCAGAAUCAGACACCCCACACCACUUGGUCCCACCCCCACCCUCAGCAAGCCACGGGCCCAGAGACGUUAAGUAACCUGCCUAAGGUUACAGAGCAAGUAGGAGCAAACGCAGAACGACAACUCAGGGACUGAAACCCAGAAGCCUGAGUUCUUCCAUCUCCCCAAGUACCUGGCGUGGGCUGCGCAUACAGUAGACGCCUAAUUAGUAAGCGCGGUUUCCUCUUCCCUGUUCCAAUGUUAGGGCACCUGGUGCUCCUUGGGCUUUCUCUGCCUUCUUCGAUUCCGUCCCUCCCGCUGGGGCUCUAGAGAGGCUCGCAGCAUGAUCCUGUGUCUCCUGUCAGUGAGGAGGGGCCUUCUCCAUCUCCCGGCCCUCCUGGCUUCGCUGAUCCUGCUCCAGGCUGCAGUAGCUGCCACGAGAGCACAGACCACCAGACCUGCUGCCAUCUCAGAUGCUGUGAGUCAGGCCAAGGUCCAAGUCAACAAGGCCUUCCUGGAUUCCCGAACUAGGCUGAAGGCCACCAUGAGCUCUGAGACGCCCACCAGCCGGCAGCUGUCAGAGUACCUCAAGCACGCCAAAGGCCGGACGCGCACAGCCAUCCGCAACGGGCAGGUGUGGGAGGAGUCCCUAAAGAAACUGAGGCAGAAGGCGCCAUUGACCAACGUCACAGGCUCCAGCCUGGACCUGACCUCGCUGUCUUGGGAGGUGGGCUGCGAUGCCCCUGCCGCGGCGGUGCAAUGCGACACGAGCAGCCCUUACCGCACCAUUUCGGGAGACUGUAAUAACAGGAGGAGGCCCGCGCUGGGCGCCGCCAACAGGGCCCUGGCGCGCUGGCUGCCCGCGGAGUACGAGGACGGGCUCUCCCUGCCCUUCGGGUGGACGCCGGGCAAGACGCGGAACGGCUUCCCUCUGCCGCUGGCCCGGGAGGUAUCCAACAAGAUUGCCGGCUACCUGAAUGAGAAGGAUGUCUUGGACAAGAAUAGGUCCCUGCUCUUCAUGCAGUGGGGGCAAAUUGUGGACCACGACCUGGACUUUGCCCCCGACACCGAGCUGGGGAGUAGCGACUACUCCAAAGCCCAGUGUGAGGAGUACUGUAUCCAGGGAGGCAACUGUUUCCCCAUCAUGUUCCCACGCAAUGACCCCAAGGUGAGGACUCAAGGGACGUGCAUGCCUUUCUUCCGAGCCGGGUUCGUCUGUCCCACUCCACCUUACCAAUCCUUGGCCAGAGAACAGAUCAACGCUCUGACCUCCUUCCUGGAUGCCGGCUUUGUGUACGGCUCCGAGCCGAGCCUGGCCAGCCGCCUCCGCAACCUCAGCAGCCCCCUGGGCCUCAUGGCCGUCAACCAGGAGGUCUCGGACCAUGGGUUACCCUACCUGCCCUUUGCCAACAAGAAACCAAGCCCCUGCGAGUUCAUCAACACCACGGCCCGGGUGCCCUGCUUCCUGGCAGGAGAUUCCCGAGCCUCAGAGCACUCCCUGCUGGCCAUUUCCCACAUCCUCUUUCUCCGCGAGCACAACCGGCUGGCCAGAGAACUGAAGAGACUCAACCCUCAGUGGGAUGGGGAGAAGCUCUACCAGGAAGCCCGGAAGAUCCUGGGAGCCUUCGUGCAGAUUAUUACCUUUAGAGACUACCUACCCAUUGUGCUAGGUGACCAUAUGCAUAAAUGGAUCCCCCCAUACCAAUGCUACAAUGAAUCUGUGGAUCCCCGAAUUUCCAAUGUUUUCACCUUUGCCUUCCGCUUUGGCCACUUGGAAGUCCCCUCUACUAUGUCCCGUCUGGAUGAGAAUUAUCGGCCAUGGGGUCCAGAACCAGAACUUGCCCUGCACACCCUCUUCUUCAACACCUGGAGGAUAGUCAAAGAUGGUGGCAUUGAUCCUCUGGUGCGGGGCAUGCUGGCCAACAAGGCCAAGUUGAUGAAACAGAAUAAAAUGAUGACGGGAGAGCUGCGCAAUAAGCUUUUCCAGCCAACGCACAGGAUCCACGGCUUUGACCUGGCUGCCAUCAACAUACAGCGUGGCCGGGACCACGGGCAGCCUGGGUACAACUCCUGGAGAGGCUUUUGUGACCUCUCACGGCCGCAGACCCUGAAGGAGCUGAACGCUGUGUUGAAGAACAAGGUGCUGGCCAAGAAGUUACUGCGUCUCUACGGCAGCCCUGACAACAUCGACAUCUGGGUCGGGGCCAUCGCUGAGCCCCUGGUGCAAAGGGGUGCGGUGGGGCCCCUCCUGGCCUGCCUCCUGGGCAAGCAGUUCCAGCAGAUCCGUGAUGGAGACAGGUUCUGGUGGGAAAACCCCGGGGUCUUCACGAAGAAGCAGCAGGACUCUCUACAGAAAAUGUCCUUCUCACGCCUUGUCUGUGACAACACCCGUAUCACCAAGGUCCCGCUGAACGCAUUCCGGGCUAACAGCUACCCACGAGGCUUUGUGGAUUGCUCAGCCAUCGACAAGCUGGACCUCUCACCCUGGGCCUCGGCGGAGGAUUAGGGGCCUGGGCUCCAAGGCCUCCACGCUGCACAGUCAAGCUCCCUUUGGUCCACGAUGCCAUUUCACGCAAGUCCAAUGACCUGGUCCUUUAGAGCUCCACACCCAGUCCCAGCCCCUCUUCCAAGCUGGGCCUUUCACACCUGCCAGAUGAACAGCUCAUCCAGGCCCGGGGGAGGCUGCCUUGGCCUCCCCAGCUCUUGCACUCGGCUCCCCCACUUCCACCCACAGCCUCUCUGCCUGUGGAAAUCCUCCUUCCUGUCGGGACCCAGGCCCUCUGAGAUGACCUUCCAGGCUAGCUUGCUGCAUGUCACCUGUCCUCUCCCCUCAACGGGCUUUGCUGAGUCUGUGGCCCGAGUGUGCCCCAUGGCACCUAGCGUGGUGCUCAGCACAUAGUGCUCAAAUACACCUGGUGAUUGACUAAAGAUACUAGCAAUGACACUGUUCCCUCUCAAGUCAGGCCUUGGAAUUACUGCCAAAUAAGCAACUAGAUGUUUGUAACCCACACCUGUCUCGUUGCUAAGAUAUGGCACACGUGGAUCUUGGGGUGGGAGGGCAUAGUGUCGUGGGAUUUCCAAGAGCUCUCGAAGCAAGGGCUCCUGGGGAAGAAGAACUGGCUGUGGAGUAGCAGGAGACGGGCUGCUGGAAGGUGGGGGCAGGGGAA
Molecule: messenger RNA, 4291 nt
Organism: Microcebus murinus (gray mouse lemur)
Lineage: Eukaryota; Metazoa; Chordata; Mammalia; Primates; Cheirogaleidae
Source: RefSeq, a predicted model, not a curated record